UUUCUCAGGGCGGCAAAUCCGCGAUCCCUGGGCACAUUGGGGUUGAUCGGGCCCUUGCUCCCUUCUUCCCUACCGUUCAAGGUUAACUCUGUCCCCAUCUCCGGGUUGGUUAACGGCGGUCCCCGUCCGACGAUGGCGCCCCCCACCGGGCCCUUGAACCUCGAUGUCGAGGCCAUUUCGGGUAUUUGCGGCUCAAUAUCCAUUGCCUGCUGGGUCGUUGUCUUUUCGCCCCAGAUCAUCGAGAACUUCCGCCGCGGCAGCGCCGAGGGUCUCUCGAUCCAGUUCGUCAUCGUCUGGCUGCUCGGCGAUGUCUUCAACAUCCUGGGCGCCGUGUUGCAGGGCGUACUGCCCACCAUGAUCAUCCUCGCCAUCUACUACACCAUCGCCGACCUGGUGUUGCUGGCGCAGUGCUUCUACUACCGCGGCUUCACCCUCCGAGAUGAUGUCUCAUCACCGCCGUCGAAGCCGAAGCCGAAGCGCAACGAGCCAGACGAGCGCACCGGCUUGCUCACCACCUCCUCCUCCUCCGCGGCCGCUGCCGCCGGCCACUCGGAGCGCUCACCGUACAGCGGCAUCGAGGAUCACGAGCGCAGGGGCUCCUGGACGCACCUGUCGCCGGCCGUGCCGUUCGUGACCGAGGAGCCCGACGAGGCAGCAACGCCGUCAGCCCCCGCGACGUGGGCCCAGGCGCUUGCGCUCAACAGCCUGGCCAUCGUGAUGGUCUGCGCAGCGGGGGUCGCCGGGUGGUGGCUGAGCCGCACCUACGAUCGCGGCGGCGCGGACGGGGACGGCCCGCACGCGCCGGAUGGGGGCGCGGGCGACGACGGGCCACAGCAACACGAGCUCGAAUUCAACCUGCUCGGCCAGGUCUUUGGCUGGCUCUGCGCCGCGCUGUACCUGGGGUCGCGGCUGCCGCAGCUGCUCCUGAACUGGCGGCGCAGGUCGACUGAAGGCGUGUCCGUGUUGUUCUUCCUGUUCGCCUGCCUCGGCAACCUGACAUAUGUGUUGUCCAUCAUGGUGUUCGAUCCCAAGUGCGAGGGGGACGAAGAAGGGUGCGAGCCCGGCGAGGCGGCCAGGAUCUUUUGGCAGUAUAUCCUUGUCAACCUCUCGUGGCUGGCGGGCAGCGCGGGUACGCUGCUGCUGGACAUGGGCAUUUUUGUGCAGUUUUUCUUGUACAGCAGGAGCGAGGAGGGCUCGAGCAGCGACGAGGAGAGCUGUGAUGACGAGGAAAGCAGCGAGGGAGAGGCAUGGGACCAGCGGCCCCUUCUGGAAAGAAAUAACACUGGGUACUAAAAGAAUUCGGCGUCAGGGGUACAUAGAGGUCAGGUGAACGGCGUUGGAUGGGGUGAAUGUGUAUUUGUGUGG
Thermothielavioides terrestris NRRL 8126 is the source of this 1365-nucleotide messenger RNA. RefSeq lists its product as uncharacterized. Gene Ontology annotation, biological process: basic amino acid transmembrane export from vacuole. The record is from RefSeq and is a predicted model, not a curated record. Bases 133 to 1293 code for a protein of 386 amino acids. The transcript is spliced from 2 exons. Lineage: Eukaryota; Fungi; Ascomycota; Sordariomycetes; Sordariales; Chaetomiaceae. Gene Ontology annotation, cellular component: fungal-type vacuole membrane.